Molecule: messenger RNA, 1139 nt
Organism: Theobroma umbraticum
Lineage: Eukaryota; Viridiplantae; Streptophyta; Magnoliopsida; Malvales; Malvaceae
Product: Pectin lyase-like superfamily protein
Biological process (GO): cell wall modification; pectin catabolic process
Molecular function (GO): pectinesterase activity
Source: RefSeq, a predicted model, not a curated record
AUGAUGCCACUCCUUCAUUGCCGUUACUGUCUGUUCAUUGCUCUCUUACUGAGUUUUCAACAAGGAUCAGCAGAGGGAAGAUGCCAAAAAUUGUUAGUUGAUCAGUCAGGGCAUGGCAACUUUUCCACCAUUCAAUCAGCUAUAAACCACGUUCCACACAAUAACAGAAACUGGUUUUGUAUCCAUAUCAAAGCCGGCACAUACAGGGAGAAGGUGAAGAUUCCCUAUGAUAAGCCAUUUAUAAUUCUUAAAGGAGCUGGAAAGAGAGCAACUUCCAUUGUUUGGGAUGAUCAUCAAUCACUUCUACAAAGCCCUACUUUCUCAUCUUUAGCUGAUAAUAUUGUUGUCAAAUCCAUGAGCUUUGUGAAUUCAUACAACAGUCCGAAUAGCAACAAUCCUAGGGUACCGGCGGUUGCUGCAAUGGUUGCCGGUGACAAGUCUUUCUUCUAUAAAUGCGGCUUCUUUAGUUUGCAAGAUACUUUGUGGGAUGAUCAAGGCCGGCAUUACUUCAAGCGUUGCACCAUUGAAGGUGCUGUUGAUUUCAUCUUUGGUAGUGGCCAAUCUAUCUAUGAGGAUUCUGCUAUACAUUUUCUUGGAGGAGAGUUAGAGCCAGGUCUUCCAGGUUUUAUCACAGCACAAGGAAGAACAAACCCAAAUGAUGCAAACGGUUUUGUUUUCAAGAACUGCAAUGUGCUUGGCAGUGGUACAACUUUCCUGGGGAGGCCAUGGAGAGGUUAUUCCAGGGUGCUAUUCUAUAACUGCAAAUUUUCGGACAUUAUACAGCCUGGUGGUUGGGACGCUUGGUCUUUUACCGGCUAUGAGAACCAAUUAACUUUUGUGGAGUAUGGUAACCAUGGACCUGGAUCUGACACUUCCAAGCGGGUGAGCUGGGAAAAGAAGUUGAGCGUUGAAGCUGUGGAGCAGUUGACAAGCAUGACAUUCAUUGACUCUGAGGGGUGGCUACAGAGUCAGCCUGUUUAGUUAUGAUCGGUUCACCUGUUGCUCGGAAAUUUCAAUUCUAGUUUUCUCAUGACAACUGUUGUUUUCCUUUGUCAUAUGAAGCUCUAUAGACUAUAGUUUCUUCAAAUUUUGCACUUUAAUAUAGCCAAAAGCUGGAUUCUUUUAUCUUCAAUUGAAAU